Molecule: messenger RNA, 570 nt
Organism: Seminavis robusta
Lineage: Eukaryota; Bacillariophyta; Bacillariophyceae; Naviculales; Naviculaceae
Source: the annotation of a GenBank genome assembly
AUGAAGACCAUCUCUUUCAUUGCUCUCUUUGCCUCCCUCUUUGUUGUUGCUAGCGCACAAGUCGCGCCAUCAGGAGGACUGCGUGGCACCUCAGGUGCUUCUUCCGCCCUGGAGGAGCCCCAAAUCACUUCCUCCAUUCAAGCUACAAGCAUUGCUGCUACUCCACGACAAGUACAAGAACAAGAUCGAUCCAUCCUCGUCACUAUCCAAUUUGACAGCAAGUUCCAAGUGGAUUCACACAGAUUUGAAUUCACGGAACAUCAAGUGAAUGGUUGGAGGAAGAUGCAAAUGUGGGGAUCAGUUCCCCGAUCUGGAUUUGUGGCUCGCACCAGGGAUGACCUGAAGGAAGGGUAUCGCUAUGAUUUCGCCAUGACUCCAGAGGUUCCAGAAUCUACCAGGAAUGAAGAAGGCACUGUCAAGGUGGAAAUCUUGGAUAUCAGUCAUGUCCAGGGGAAUGUGCAAGCCAUUGAUACAUUGAUUGAACAAGGAGUGCUUGUGUACUCAUUUGAAGAAGACCUGGCUCACUUGCUACAAACGGAAAAUGACAUUUUCUUCAGCUUUUCCUUGUAA